AUGAGUGAAUUACUUUCUGAGUAAAAGCUUAGAGUAAAACUUGAAGGUAACGACCAUUAAUCACUAGUAGAUCUUUCAAAAAAGAUAGAUACAAAUAUAAUCUUUGAUGAAACAUUUGACCAAUGUUAAGAUAAAUGCAAAUAGAUUGCAGAUGACACAUCUUUUAGAGUGGCGAUAGAUCCAUUUAAUCAAUCCCAAGAUGCUUCUUCAUUUGCAGGUUUAUAAAAUGAAUUCGAGAGUGUAAAAAGAAGUAAAACCAGUAAACUCAAUAAAAAAGCAAUUACUAAAGAGACAACUCAUCAAUUAGAUUAAGAUGUGGAUAAUAGCUAAAACAUCAAAAACACUGCUUAAUCAUAAUCGUCCAAACAAAACAGGAGAAUAGUUGUCUCAGGAAAAAGAUUAUCUGCAAAAUCAAAAAUUUAGUUUACAAAAACUUAGCAAAAUACACAAAAUUAUUCAUUCGUUUCAGUAAGAGGAUCAACUAAAUACAAAUUUAGUGGACUUAACACAAUAGAUAAGAUAAUUCGUAUAAUAACAGUAAUAAAACCACAGCUUUUAAAAUAUUUUGAAAACUAUACUAUGUCUGGAAGAUAUCGAUUUUUUAAUGCAAAUUGCAGACUUUUAUUAAAUGAUAAGGUUGAUUUUACUGAGUAAAAUAACGAAAAAAAGGUCAAGUGUAUAAAAAAAGCAGAAUUUGAAGAUUUAAUGCACAUUUUUAAUUAUAUUGCGAUUGGGGCAUGGGUGAGCGAAAUGCUUAUUUAAAUGAAUACAUCUACUUAUUAUGAAGGAGAAUUUAUUACAGAUAGAAAAAUAAUUUUCAAGAUUUAUAUUAAAGAUUAUUUUUUUUUUGAAAUUCUUCCACUCAUUUUUGAAGGAAAAACUUCAUAAAAUUAAGCUUUAAAUAUUAUUUACAAGCUACCCUUAUUACUUAAGCUAAAAGGAAUGUCUAUUAUUUUAUUACUAACUCAUUUAAUGGCUUGUUCUUAUGUUGCUCUAGCUUAAUUUGAAACUAAUAUAUUAGGGAUUUAAACAACUUGGCUUAAUAAAAGUUAAAUUAUGGUAGAAGAGUAUAAAUGGUGGUCUGCUUACAUAGAAGCAUAGUUUUGGGCUUUCCACACUAUGGGAAAUUCAUAUUCUAUAUCAGUUUACACUUAAUAAGAAUAUGCUUUCACCUCUUUUUGGAUGCUUAUAUCAUGUGUGCUAUAUGCUUAUCUUGUGAAUGCUUUAGGAACAAUACUCUCAAACAUUAAUUCUAAUUCAGAAAACUAUAAAAAAGACCUUAACAUCUUAAAUAGAUAUAUGCAGAGAAAAAAAAUAGAUUUAGAGCUGUAAAGGAUAAUGAAUAUCCACUUGUAAAACCAAUACGAAUAAUAAUCUUAAGUGUAGUUUGAGCUAGAAAAAGAAACAUUAAAUAAAUUAAGUCAUCACAUGAGAAACAAACUUUUUACUGAAUCAAAUAAAAAUAUAAUCUAAUAAUUUCAUUUUUUAAAAUAAUUCUCGUAGUAAACUUUAACAUCAGUUUAUUAAAUUAUGUAAGAAGAGAGUUAUACUGAAGGUUUAAUAAUACCCACUUUUGAUGAUACUACUUUAGAUAGUUAUGUUUACUUAAUUGUUAAAGGGAGUGUUGAUAUUAUCUAGCUUUUUUAAUACAACGAAGAAGAAAGCGAUUUCAUAUAAGAGUACUAAACUGAUGAAAAAAAGAAAUCUCAUGAUUAUUAAGAAAAAGGAUAAAAGGUAAUAAAAAGAUUAACAGCAGGAUAAUCAUUUGGAGAAUAUGAUUUUUUUGUUAAUACUUAACUUCCUUAUAAAGUCUAAAGCAGUAAACAAACUAUAGUCAUAAAGAUAUCUUAGAGACAGUUUAUUGAAAUUAUUAAUAAUAACAAAUAAGACUACCAAAAAUUUAUGGAAAUAAGGCAUAAGGUUCGAUUAAACAAUGAAAUGAAUUAAAUUUAUAAUUGUUGCAUAAUAUGCAAUGCUCGAAAUCACAAUUUUAUUGAUUGCUAUUAAACUCAUUUUCCAAAACAUCCUCAAUUUAUUAUUUUUAAGCAUUCUUAUUUUCCUUUGUAGUAAAGAGAUUAAAACCAUUAAAGAAAGUAGGGAAAGCACUCAAGAUGUUUAAUGAUAAACUAAAAUUAAAACAAAUAGUCUAUUCCUUAUUUAGAUGAUGAUUAAGAAAGUUUUCAUGAAUAUUAUAAAGAUGAUGAGUCUUCUAAAUAAAAGCAAUUUAAAUCUUAAGCUCCUAGCAUUAAUUUAAAUAAAAAAGAUAGCUAUGGAAUUUCUGCACUAAAUGUAUAAGAACAAUUAAAUAGCGAACAAUCUUAAAAAGAAUUAGAGCCAUAAAAAUUAAAUGUGAAUGAAACUAGUAAUGUCAAAAAUAAUUCUAUAGGGAAUAACUUAACUUAAUUAGCUCCUAUUAUUGUAAAUAACAAUAGCAAUAGUAAUAUCUAAAGCAGCAAUAUUAACACUCAUAAUAAAAGAUCAAGUGCCAGAACUUCUAUAGUUAUAAGAAGACUUUCAAAUAACGUUAAUAUAGAAAUAAAAGAUCAGAAUGAUAAUUAAGUUAUUUAGUAUGAUGAUAGAGAAAAAUAAUAUAAAUAAAAUAGUUUUAACAAUAUAGAUUAGAAUUACUAAGGUGUAUAUCAUGCCUUUAAUAAACAGCUUUCAUCAAAAGUGAUUACUCCUUAAACUUUUAGUACUCAUAGGCAAAGUGCUACCAAUAAUUUUCCUUAGAAUUUUGAUAAUAAAAGUUUAGGUAAUGAUCAUGACAAUUUGCAUUUCUAAUAAGAAUUACAUUAUAAAACUAAUGAAUUAAAUGCAAUUAAUAAUAAAAAUAACAAUUUAUAAGUUUUCUAAAAGAAUUCAUUUUAGCAAUAAGUUUCAUUCUAAAAUGGUAGUUAAAGAUUUUUUUUUGAUAAUGCAUUUUACAAAGCUCAAUGGGACACUACAAUACUUUAUUGGAUGUUUGAUUAAAAAUGUGAAUUCCUCUACUUCUUUCCUAGAAGUAAUAGUAAGCAUGUCCUGAAAAGCUUCGAGAAAAGAUAAAAUCUAAUUAAAGAAAAGAAAAAGAAAAAACUAAAAAAAGCUGGAACUUCAUAUUAUAAUAUAAAAUGA
This is a messenger RNA of Tetrahymena thermophila SB210, 3111 nucleotides long. Its product is annotated as cyclic nucleotide-binding domain protein. The record is from RefSeq and is a predicted model, not a curated record. Lineage: Eukaryota; Ciliophora; Oligohymenophorea; Hymenostomatida; Tetrahymenidae. The transcript has 10 exons.